GAAGCGCGCGCGCUCGUUCGCCAAUAGAGUUGCCCAUUGUUUGCUCUGCUAGAGAGUUUACAGUAGAUCUGCAUCGUGUAUUUCCAAACUACCUGUUGAAAACCAACGCUCCCGCUCUCUGGGUCGCUUUCGAAAAGAGGGAACGAGAUAUUCUUCUUCAAAUGCUAUAGCUGUUCAAUCCCCCCACGGAUUUAUUACAGGAGGAGCAAGCAUGCCUUUGGGACUCAGGAAAAAGAAAAACAAGUCGAGGGAAACCUCGAACUUAGUGGAAAACGAGGAGGUCAGCGGACAAGUAGGUGGAGGGGUCGUGAAGUCCGCCGUGAACGGUGCUGGUCUCCCACCUCCACCUGCCAACCUGCGACCGAAACUGGUGUUCCACACGCAGCUCGCCCACGGGAGCCCCACGGGCAGGAUCGAAGGCUUCUCGAACGUCAAAGAGCUGUACAACAAGAUAGCAGAAGCGUUUAACUUAAGUGCGGAUGAGAUAAUGUUUUGCACACUCAACACCCACAAAAUUGAUAUGGAGAAGCUGCUGGGAGGACAGAUAGGACUGGAGGACUUCAUCUUCGCUCACAUAAAAGGGAUCAAAAAGGAGGUGGAGGUGUACAAGGCAGAGGAGGCACUUGGGCUCACCAUCACAGACAAUGGAGCUGGAUACGCCUUCAUAAAGAGGAUCAAAGAGGACAGUGUGGUGGAUGGGAUCAAGGUGAUCUGUGUAGGAGAUCACAUCGAGUGCAUCAGUGGAAAGAACAUUGUGGGAAUGAGGCACUUUGAGGUUGCGCGAAUGCUGAAGGAGCUGCCUAAAGACCAGUCCUUCACCCUCAAACUGGUGGAGCCCAUGAAAGCCUUCGAGAUGCUUGAACCCAGGUCAAGGGGCGGUGGAGCCAAAGCAUCAGGAGAGAACAAAGUUGGCACAGGCAGAGAAACCCUUCGAUUGCGCUCCAAGGGUCCUGCAACAGUCGAGGAGAUGCCCACAGAGUUUGAAGAGAAGGCUGUGAAGAAAGUGGAUGACCUUCUGGAAAGUUACAUGGGCAUUCGAGACACUGAAUUAGCUGCAACGAUGGUGGAGGUCGGCAAAGACAAGCAGAACCCUGAUGAGUUUGCCACGGCCCUGGACAAGGCUCUUGGUGACUUUGCCUUUCCUGAUGAGUUUGUGUUUGACGUCUGGGGAGCCAUUGGUGACGCCAAAGAGGGACGGUUUUAAAAUGGCAGUACACAAACAUGCCCAUUCCACCACAUACGGCAUAUAAAAAAAAGAGAUGGUGAUCCUGUUUAUUGUCAUACAGUAAAUAGCGGGUAUACUUUUGAAUUUAUACAGUAUGUGAUUUACAAAAAUGUUUUUACAGAUAAAUAAUAAUAAAAAAACAAGACCACUCUAUUUUUCUUAACAUACAUUUUCCAACCCGAGUGCAUUAAGGCACAAGGCUUUGGCCUAUCAGAAGUCAAAUUUUGAGAAUUAAUUUCUGUGGGUAGCAUUUAUUAGUGGAGCUGGGAAUAUAUCAUAUUUAACAGCCAAGGGAAAGCGUGAUAUUUGAAACACUUUUUUUGGAAUAUAGAACAUUUUGUAUAGUAUUAAGAUACAUUAUCCUUUUUAGAUAUAUAUGUUUAGACCUUUUAAUUUAUUUAAUAAAGUGGUCAGACUUUUGACAGUCGAAGACAUUCGAUCGCUGGUUAUAAUUGUGUUGGAUGCUCUGUUAGGUAGUGUCAUCAUAUUUUUAAGUCAAUUAGAGUUUGGAAUAUACAAACAGAAUAAAACAAAAACAUUGUUUUAAGUGAUCAUUUAACCUUAAAAUAGUGCCAACCAGACCAAUUAAUUUGAGAAAUAAUACAAAUGAAUUUAUAUCACAUUGUUAUAAUGUUGUGAGUAUAUUGUACAAUACAAUCCAUAAGGGAUAACUUUUUGUGAUACUUGUUUUUUGUGCCUUCACUGUUGCAUUAUCAAAUACAUUUUAUAUGAUCAAUGUGUGCUCAAAUAUUUUUUUCUUUCCCUGAUUUUCACAUCAAAUGUGAAAAAAGAUGCACUAAAUUACUUUGUGAACCUGAUAAUUAAAUGUGAUAAAAUAAACUGUUACA
This is a messenger RNA of Xyrauchen texanus (razorback sucker), 2073 nucleotides long. RefSeq names its product PDZ domain-containing protein GIPC1-like. The transcript is spliced from 6 exons. Bases 212 to 1204 code for a protein of 330 amino acids. Lineage: Eukaryota; Metazoa; Chordata; Actinopteri; Cypriniformes; Catostomidae. Gene Ontology annotation, molecular function: protein binding. The record is from RefSeq and is a predicted model, not a curated record.